Malania oleifera is the source of this 735-nucleotide messenger RNA. RefSeq lists its product as uncharacterized. The transcript has a single exon. NCBI's taxonomy places the organism in Eukaryota, Viridiplantae, Streptophyta, Magnoliopsida, Santalales, Ximeniaceae. Bases 1 to 735 code for a protein of 244 amino acids. The record is from RefSeq and is a predicted model, not a curated record.
AUGACUAAGUGGAAAUCUGUGCAAUAUCCAAAACCUAUGAUUAAAGAGGAUCCUUUAUUCCCAACAGGAUUUACACUAGUCAAUGGACAUCCUUCAUUACAACUAGUAAAUGUAGGCUCAAGGCCAAGUUCAUACACAUUUGCUUCAACAGCACCAAUCUCGAGGUUCCAACCAAUGGGGAAUGCACAGGCACUACCAAUCAUAAUUCUUGAAGAAAGGGGAAUAUCCAAAGAAACAAUAAAAGAACAGACCCUUAGCUUGGAAGUAAACUGUAAGUAUGAAGUACUGGAGGAGCGUUUGCGAGCCGUGGAGGGUACGAACGUGUUUGGAUCAGUGGAUGCAUUUGAUCUAUGUUUUGUGCCUAAUGUGAUUCUACCUCCAAUGUUCGAAGUCCUGGAUUUCGAGAAGUUUAGUAGGUCCAAGUGUUUGGUAAUUCAUUUGAAGAUGUAUUGUCAAAAAAUCGUUGCGUAUUCCGAUAAUGAUAAGUUGUUAAUCCAUUGUUUUGAGGAUAGCUUAACUGGGGCAGCCAUGAGAUGGUAUAUUCAGUUGGACCGAACAAAGAUUCGCACCUGGAAGGAUCUAGCUCAUGCUUCUAUUAAUCAAUAUAUGUAUGUAAUUGAGAUGGCUCCUGACAGGUUGACUUUGAAGAAUAAGGAGAAGAAGAAGAGUGAAUCAUUUAAAGAAUUAUGCUUAUCGAGGGAAAGAAAUAGUAACACGGGUUCAUCCUUCGAUUGA